Fusarium redolens is the source of this 480-nucleotide messenger RNA. RefSeq lists its product as uncharacterized. The transcript has 3 exons. The coding region runs from base 1 to 480 and encodes 159 amino acids. The record is from RefSeq and is a predicted model, not a curated record. NCBI's taxonomy places the organism in Eukaryota, Fungi, Ascomycota, Sordariomycetes, Hypocreales, Nectriaceae.
AUGCAAGUUGGGCAAUGUCAGAUCCAGAUGACGGGGGGCGUGAAACGAAACGGUGGCCAAAGACCUUCAGAAGGGUGGAGAGCAAGGUUGACGGUGACCAUCAAGGAAGCUUCCGACCAGCGGACGCCCUUGCUCGUAGUCAAAGUUAUCAAUACGGGACUGAUUGACAGGCUGGUGAAUGGCGGAAUUUGCGUGGUUUAUGAUAAACGCAACGGGCGAAGAAUGGAUCAUCGAGAGCCUCUUAUCGACGAUGCCGAAAGCGACAACAAGAUUGGAGGUUCAGCGAGGAAACAAUAUUGUAGUAAAGAAGAGAAGCAUAGCAAAAUAGAAACCCCAAGCGAUAGAACGAACGCACGCCCUCAUCAACCGCUUCAACAGAACACCAGAGGCGGAGAACCAACUCCUCAUGCUGUCCUGGAUAACCAAAGUCACACUCUGCAGCGUGCCAAACCACCCGACUAUUCGUGCCUCCACUUCUAA